AUGAAUUUGGUCCGGACUCUCUUUGUGAGCGGCCUUCCCCUGGACAUCAAACCGCGGGAGCUCUACCUGCUCUUCAGACCCUUCAAGGGUUAUGAAGGCUCUCUGAUAAAACUCACCUCUAAACAGCCUGUAGGCUUUGUCAGCUUUGACAGUCGCUCAGAAGCAGAAGCUGCUAAGAAUGCGCUGAAUGGAAUUCGCUUUGAUCCCGAAAUUCCACAAACGCUACGACUAGAAUUCGCCAAGGCAAACACCAAGAUGGCCAAGAGCAAGCUAGUGGGAACCCCGAACCCAAGCACUCCUCUCCCCAGCACGGUACCUCAGUUCAUUACCAGGGAGCAAUAUGAGCUCACAGUGCCUGCACUUUAUCCCAGUAGCCCUGAAGUGUGGGCGCCGUACCCUCUGUACCCAGCGGAGUUAGCACCUGCUCUACCUCCUCCUGCUUUCACCUAUCCCGCUUCACUGCAUGCCCAGAUGCGCUGGCUCCCUCCCUCAGAGGCUGCUUCUCAGGGCUGGAAGUCCCGUCAGUUCUGCUGAAUACUGUGUAUCAGGUGUGUGAUGGUGGCUACAAUCAGUCUUGUGGGUAUUAAUGGAGCCUUUGAAGGUGGCUACUGGUUUCUCAUGCCCUCCUUCAAAACUACAGUGUGCUGGCUUGAAAAACCUCACACAAGUUUUGAUUCCUUCAAGACUUUGCCACAGCCUCUAUCACACAUCUGCUCUCGUAGAAGAAAAAAAGCAUACAAACUAAUGAAGUUUUCCUUUUUUACACUGUAUUGUUGUAAGGAAGAGUGUUACUCGUGAAAGCAUGGUCGGACAGUCAUUGCUGUAGAGUUUGAAAAGUAUUUUCAAACAAAAAAGCAAACUAUCAACGCAAAAGGAGAGCAAGUAUUUUUAUACCAAACAUUGUGCAUAUAACUAUCUUACACCGGGUUAGAUCACAAGUUUUGUGCUCGACUUUUGAAUGCGUGCAAUUAAGAUUCUUUUUUUUUUUUUCCUUUUUUGUAAGCUGCAUGUAUUCAAGACGUGUUUUUAAAUCUUGUUCAGAAUUAAAUAGUUGUAUUGUUAGGUUUAUAGGCAUUGUGCUUCGCCUGGGCGGAACUACAGCUCUGGGUAUAUUUACAGUAUUAGGGUUUUAUUCCCCAGUGUACCAUAUUCUAUCAGGCAGGACAAUCAGAAAACAAUUUUUCUACCUUAGGGCUACAGUUACCUUUUGCAGUGUGAGGCUUUAGUCUGGCAGAGAGCUGUGCAGGGAAGAGCCAUGCAUGGAGCAAGUGGAGACUUACUAAUGACCGCUUUCCCUGUGCUUACUUCAGGGACAGUUACAUUUGCUGGGUCACUUGGUAUCUGUCCAGGGACAGGAAGGGCUGGUUCCGGUACUGGCUUGAAAUUUUUACUGUCAACGUAAACAGCUGUAAUGAGAAAAAGUUGACCCCAGUUCAGCAACACACUCAAGAACAUGCUUAAGUCUAGUUGAAUUUAAUGGGACUUCAACACACGCUUACAGUUAACACUUAAGUGCUUUGUUGAAUUAGGGCCUUAAUGAAUAGUUUAUGCCCGUCCAGCUCCUUGCUAUGUAAUAUGCUGGUAUUUUCAAUGCAAAAGUGAAGCCAAAAAGGGAGGCUUUGGCAUUUUCUGCUAAACCCUGUUCUUUACUCCAGUCAUUGUCUUGAAGCAAUAUUUGUAAUGUUUACGGAGAAUAAUGUACCAGCAACAAGAAGCUUAUUUUACCAGUACAUUCCUUUUCCCCUAUUGCUUUUCACUCUGCAUAGGAAUAGAAUAUAGAAAUGAGUCUUUGUUUUCUUGUAAAAGGAUUCACAACUCCUGACCCCUAAAGAUGACUCUCUCUCCGCCCACUCACCCGUAAGGAAUGCUGUGCCGCAGCCUGCACUGAUUGGUUCAAGAAGGACCUGAUUGUUGACAAGUGUGGUGAAAGUGUGCUCACAGGUUUCCCCGUAGUUUUGUUCACAUUGUGCUGAACACGUAAUGAUGUCAGUGUUUUUAUGACGACAACACAAUUGUUCUUUGUGGAAGUGCAGAUGUUGAGAAUUCUUCAGUCUCAAGACCACAAUGAUAGUUGAAAGCAUAAGACAGAAAAACAUAAAUUCUACUUUUGUUUAAACAAAGUGACAAGGAUAACUUGAGAACAAAUUAAAUUCUAAGACAAAUGUUUAAAUAAAUCUAAACAGACGUGUAUGAGUAUUCUAACCAAUAGACUAGUUCUUUAGAAAACUGAUUUUCUGUAUUUGUUUUGGGUAACAGAGGAAAGAAACAUCCACACUCUCUACUCUGCUUUUUUGAAAUAUGUUUAAAGGUACUUUUCUACUGUAAUUUUUAAAAAAUAAAACAAUGAUUAUUAUAACUUA
Molecule: messenger RNA, 2360 nt
Organism: Chelonoidis abingdonii (Abingdon island giant tortoise)
Lineage: Eukaryota; Metazoa; Chordata; Testudines; Testudinidae
Gene: RBPMS
Product: RNA binding protein, mRNA processing factor
Molecular function (GO): RNA binding
Source: RefSeq, a predicted model, not a curated record